Messenger RNA from Kogia breviceps (pygmy sperm whale), 1536 nucleotides. Lineage: Eukaryota; Metazoa; Chordata; Mammalia; Artiodactyla; Physeteridae. The record is from RefSeq and is a predicted model, not a curated record.
AUGAAGUCAGAUGCUAGCAGAAAGCAGUUGGAAGGCUACAGGGACCCAGGAGAACUAGGAGGACCUAGAUUUCCAGGUAAGGUUGUAUGUGUCAAUCUUGAAAGUGGAAUAGAAAUGCUUGUCCGUCCAAAGCCCCGGAUACAACAGGAACCCCUUCUGUGUUGUCUGCAGUUGCCCCAGCAGUCAGAGUGCUGUUCUCAAGGAAACCGUUAUCUCAGCAGGAUUGAUUUUUCCGCUUGGGGAGCCCGGGAAGGGGAGGAGGAGCCAGAGUUGCAGGGCGGGACACAACAAAGGCAGAUUAAGACCUACAGUGACAAUCAGCAACCAGCAUCCAGGAACAGAGUAUUUUACUCCUCCUUCAGGAUAGAUGGAGACCAGAAAUUGGAUGUUUAUGCAGAAAGGCAGGAUUUCUUCCAGCACUUAUCCCAGAUUGUCAAGAUGCUGACUGAGGAGGACACUGGGCACCCAGAGACAGGAGAUGCUAUUGCCCGACUCAAGGAGGUCCUGGAGUACUGUGCCAUCCGAGGCAAGUACCAUCGGGGUUUGACAGUGCUGGUAGCAUUCUGGGAGCUGUCAGAGCCCAGGAAGCAAGAGGCUGAUAGUCACCGGUGGGCCAUGACUGAGGGCUGGUGCAUGGAACUCCUCCAAGCCUUCUUCCUGGUGUCAGACGAAAUCAUGGAUGCAUUCUUCACCUGACAGGGGCAGAUCUGCUGGUAUCAGAAGCCAGGCCUGGGUUUGGCUGCCAUUCAUGAUGCUUUCCUCCUGGAAGCAUGUAUCUACCGCCUGCUGAAGCUCUGCUGCUGGGAGCAGCCCUAUUACCUGAACCUGAUCAAGCUCUUCCUACAGAGUCCUUAUCAGACUGAGAUCGGACAGACCCUGGACCUCAUCACAGCCCCGCAGGGCAGUGUGAAUCGUGGCAGAUUCACUGAAAAGAGAUAUAGAUCUAUUGUCAAAUACAAGACAGCUUUCUACUCCUUCUGUCUUCCUAUAGCUGCUGCCAUGUAUGUGGUGGGCACUGAUGCGGAGAAGGAGUAUGCCAAUGCCAAGAAGAUCCUGCUGGAGAUGGGAGAGUUCUUUCAGGUUUCGGAUGAUUACCUUGAUCUCUUCGGGGACCCCAGUGUGAUGGGCAGGAUCAGCACUGACAUCCAGGACAACACGUGCAGCUGGCUGGUGGUUCAGUGUUUGCAACGGGCCUCUCCGGAACAGUGCCAGAUCCUGCAGGAGAACUGUGGGGCCGAGAAGGGGGCCCGGGUGAAGGUGCCAGCCGAGGAGAUGAAUCUGCUGUCUGUGUUUACACAGCACAAGGACAGUUACAGCUACCUUAUGGGUCUCACAGAGCAGUGUGCUGUGCCCCUGUCCCCAGCCACCAUCCUGGGGCCAGCACACAAGAUCUACAAGCAGAAGAAGUCACCUAGAGACUUGAGGGUGGGGAGGGGAGGCUCUCAAAACAAUUACUGUCUAACCUGUAAAAGAAAAGAAAGACCUACAGUGAUAAAUCUUCUAUGGAUUUGUGCUUCUCUGGAGGAGAAUGUCUAA